AUGACCGCUGUAGCGCGUGUUGGUCGAUUCGUCGCAGUUAAGCCAGGACCACUCCUGUGGACCAAACUGAUUACAGGACUUUGGCUAGUGACCAUCGAAGCUACCAAUGUUGGCUUAUUCGCCAUAUCUGCUGCUUUUCGCACCGAGUAUUCCGUCGCCGCAGCAUGUCUAUCAACCAUUACUGCUCUCUGCAUCCUCGCUAUGCUAUAUGUUGAGCAUAAACAUUCCAUCCAACCAUCGACGCUUAUCAGCAUCUAUCUUAGCAUAACCGUUCUUUUCGACAUUGCUAAAGCCCGGUCUUAUUUCAACCGACCAGGAUUGGAAUCCAUGGCAGGAACCACGCUGGCCAUUCUAGUCUUGAAAUCGAUCGUCAUUUACCUUGAAGAGAAAUCUAAGAGAGAAUCAAUCACGAAUUCUACAUCCCAUGAUGAACUUGGAAAGGAAGAUGAGAGUGGGUUUUGGAAUCGAGCUGUUGUGUGGUGGGUGAAUUCCACGUUCCGACUCGGGUUCAAAACCAUCAUCACCGUUGAGGAUCUACCUGAGCUGGACGCGCAACUGCGCUCUAAUAGUCUUCUCAAACGUUUUCAAGGCUAUUGGAAUCAGAAUAACAAAUAA
Molecule: messenger RNA, 615 nt
Organism: [Torrubiella] hemipterigena
Lineage: Eukaryota; Fungi; Ascomycota; Sordariomycetes; Hypocreales; Clavicipitaceae
Source: the annotation of a GenBank genome assembly